Epithele typhae is the source of this 360-nucleotide messenger RNA. Its product is annotated as H+-ATPase G subunit-domain-containing protein. Gene Ontology annotation, molecular function: proton-transporting ATPase activity, rotational mechanism. NCBI's taxonomy places the organism in Eukaryota, Fungi, Basidiomycota, Agaricomycetes, Polyporales, Epitheliaceae. Gene Ontology annotation, biological process: proton transmembrane transport. The transcript has 4 exons. Gene Ontology annotation, cellular component: vacuolar proton-transporting V-type ATPase complex. Bases 1 to 360 code for a protein of 119 amino acids. The record is from RefSeq and is a predicted model, not a curated record.
AUGGCUGCGCAGCAAUCCCAGAGCAUCCAGACUCUCCUCGAGGCCGAGAAGGAGGCCGCCAAGGUCGUCCAGCAAGCCCGCCAGUACCGCGUGCAGAGACUGAAGGACGCGCGCUCGGAGGCGGCGAAGGAGAUCGAGGAGUACAAGAAGUCGAAGGAAGCCGAAUUCAAGGCGUUCGAGAGCUCGCACGUCGGGACCACUCAGGCCGCACAGGCAUCUGUCGACAAGGACACCGAGGCCAAACAGGCCGAGAUCCGUUCUCAAUACGAUGCUACCAAGUCCAAGGUCGUCCAGAAGCUGCUAGACCGCGUCGUCCUAGUUAAGCCCGAGCUUCACCGCAACCUCAAGAAGCCAGAGUAG